Messenger RNA from Trichogramma pretiosum, 1872 nucleotides. RefSeq names its product synaptic vesicle glycoprotein 2B-like. Lineage: Eukaryota; Metazoa; Arthropoda; Insecta; Hymenoptera; Trichogrammatidae. The transcript is spliced from 11 exons. Gene Ontology annotation, cellular component: membrane. Bases 32 to 1636 code for a protein of 534 amino acids. The record is from RefSeq and is a predicted model, not a curated record. Gene Ontology annotation, biological process: transmembrane transport. Gene Ontology annotation, molecular function: transmembrane transporter activity.
UUGAGAUCUUGCGAAUCGGUUUCUCGCUUAAAUGGAGCUGGAAACGAAGGAUACACAAAAAUCAAGAGAGUUUUCUAAUAAAAAUAGAGAUGGCAGAGGAUCAAAUUUUGAAGAAGCUAUAUCGGCUUGCGGCUAUGGUAAAUUUCAUUAUUUACUACUCUUAGUAAUUAUACCUGCUUCUUGGGCAUCCGUGCUAGAUAGUUCAAAUAUGUCAAUGAUAUUGCCAUCUGCUGAAUGCGAUUUAGAUUUGACACUUUAUCACAAAGGUAUACUUAAUGGGAUUUCAUAUGCAGGCAUGGUUAGUAGUGCAUUGUUGUGGGGAUUUAUGGCUGAUGUAUUCGGUAGAAGACCUAUAUUAUUAUAUGGAUUUUUAGCCGAUGGAAUUUGCAAUUUACUUUGUGGAUUUUCUCAGAACUUUGCAACUAUCGUAAUAUUCAAAUUCAUCAGCGGGUUUAUUGUAAGUGGACCUUAUGCUACAAUUAUGACAUAUUGUGCUGAAUUUUAUUGUACUAAAGAUCGUCCGAGAAUUACUUUAGCAAUUGGUUUCACGUGUUUUGCUGGAUGUAUUGUUAAUGCGGCUAUGGCUUGGCUCAUUAUUCCUCGAAACUGGUACUUUCAAUUUGGAGAUGAUUCUUUCAUUUAUAACUCAUGGAGAAUAUAUCUAAGCUCAUGUGGUCUUCCAAUACUUAUCGGUGCACUAGGUUUAUCUUUUUUUCCUGAAAGUCCAAAAUUUUUAAUGAGUCAAGGACGAAAUGAAGAAGCUUUGAGUAUAUUUAGAUCAAUAUAUGUUAUAAACAAGAAAAAAUCGGCAGAAACAUAUUCAAUAAAAGUGCUCGAGAAUGAACUGACAGAUGAGAUUCCUGUAUCAGUGACAGAAACAAGGGCGUAUCCAAAGAGUUUCAAAAGCGUCAUAUGUCAAGGAUUGCUUCAAAUGAAGCCGCUCUUCAUGGGUUCCAACUUGAUGCGACUUUUAUUAAUGGUGACAAUACAGUUUGGAGGCAUGCUUUGUGCAAACACUUUGAGACUCUGGCAACCUCAAUUAUUUGCAACCUUGAAUCACUAUCAAGGUAACGCUAGUGGAGGAGCUUUAAAUUUAACAUUUUGUGAAAUUUUGGAUACAACAAAUACAAAAGUAAUAAAAGUAGAGAAUAUUCAUGAAACCGAACCUGAAUGCAUAGUGAAACAUGUAGAUAGCACCGUGUACAUUUUCACCUUACUGGUAUCAACAGCGAUAACUAUCUGUUUAUUAUUAGCAACUGCUUUAGUUAAUAUAGUAAAUAACAAAAAUCUUUUGAUAUUAUGUUUUGUUGUCUCAACGAGUUCUAUACUUUUAUUAAAUUGGGCGAGCCACUAUACUGUAAUCAUUCUGCUCACUUCUUUCUUCGUUGGAUUAAUGAGCACUACGACCACAUUAGUCAUAAGUGUUACUGUAAAUCUGUUUCCUACAUCUCUAAGAACUAUGGCAGUAAGCUUAGCUAUGAUGGUUGGACGUAUCGGAGCAUUGUCGGGAAAUAUAUUAUUUCCAAUUUUUCUUGAUUACGGAUGCAUCGUCACAGUUAUAUCACUUGCAGUCAUUCUCAUUGUUUCAUUGGUAUUAACAAUAUUUAUACCAAAAAGUAAAAAUAAUGUAAAAUAACAUCAACGAUACAUGAAUGAAAAAAAGAAUUACAUUUUAUAAAGCUUCAAAAUGGUGAGCUAUGAGUAUUGCUUGUAAUAUAUAAAAAAAUUAUGAUAAUGCAGUAUCAGUAUUAAGAAUUUAGAUGUUGAGAUAAAUUUCGUUAAAUACACUUGUUUAACGUCAGCAAAGUGCAGCAAGAUAUAUAUUUAUUAUUGUAAAAUAUUUGAAAUGAAUAAAAAUCAACCAAUAAUUAA